AAAAAAUGUCCAAGUACAAAUUGAAUCCGUUAAAUAUUGGAGCGGAGGUUUUUGGUUUGGAUUUGAGUAAGCAGGUUUCAACUGAAACCAAGGAAAUCAUUAAGAAGGAUGUGUCUCAACACCGGAUCCUGGUUUUUAGAAAUCAACAGAAUAUAUCUCCCGAACGUCACGUUGAGAUCGGUCAAUGGUUCGGAGAAAUAGAGUCAACCUUCUAUAAUCAUCCAAAAUCUCCACUUAGAGAUAUAUUUAGAGUAUCAAACGAUAGAACGGAAGGGUGCACAAAUGUUGGAAGAACAGGUUGGCAUAUUGACGGUAGUUUCCAGCGUGCACCCUUCUCUCACUCUCUCUACCACAUCAUAUCCGUUCCACAAGAUGGAACCACAUCCUUCGCUCCUCUCACAGAUAUUAUAGAGACUUUGUCUCCAGAGCGUAGGGAUCUCUGGGAAAGAUUGUGGAUGGUUUCAGAACAUCAGUCCGGUCCAGUACACCCACUUAUUUAUAGGCAUCCUGAGACAAACAAGCCGGUUCUAUGUUUCCAUCUUGGUAUGACGGAAGGGUUUAUAAUGGAUUACGGAACGGAGAAGGAGAGAGAAUGCAGUACAAUAGAAAACAUGGAGAUUCUUCAACAAAUUAAGGAGGAGAUCCUUCGGAAACCGGAGAGGAUUUACCAUCAUCAGUAUAAGGACGGAGACUUUAUAAUCUCCGACAACCUGGCGGUUGGUCAUGAAGCUUCUCCGGAAACCCAACUUCCGGUUUCUCAGAUUGGGCUGAGAGUAAUGCAUAGAGUCACUGUAGCGGGGAAAACGUCACCAAAGAAAUAAAGAACAAUGUUUGAUCUGAACAGAAAAUUUUUUGGAUUCAAAUAUUAAUAUUAUUAAUAUACUUUUAUUGCACGAAUUAUAUUGAUUUUUCUAUAAA
Eurytemora carolleeae is the source of this 918-nucleotide messenger RNA. Its product is annotated as alkylsulfatase. The transcript has 6 exons. Gene Ontology annotation, molecular function: oxidoreductase activity. The record is from RefSeq and is a predicted model, not a curated record. Bases 6 to 821 code for a protein of 271 amino acids. Lineage: Eukaryota; Metazoa; Arthropoda; Copepoda; Calanoida; Temoridae.